AGAAAUAAGUUCGUUCACCAGCCACUAAACACACUUUUCACGUCACAACCAUCGGAAAUGCACAGAGUGUUGGUCGUUCCUACUGUCCGCGCGCCAAUUUGAAUCAUGGAUGCGGAAUGGACGUUGACGCUGCGGGAGGUCUUCCAGGACGUUCAGCUGCAGGCGGUGGAGGCCAGCGGGUACCUGCGUAACCCGUCGGGUGUGGCUCACCAGCGGACGCUUGUUCCGGCCGUGCGGCGUCUCAAUACGCUCUUUAAUGACGAGGUAAAGGACGGCAAACGUGGCGUGGUGGAGGAGGCCUUUGUGCUCUUCUUGGACGAGAUCUGGCUGGCUAUGGCCAGAGUGUUGGUCGCUCCUAAAGUGAGUGACGUGGUGCUGCUGGCUGUGGCCUCGUUUGUGGGCGAAUUCCUGCGUCGCACGAGCAACAAGAGCAAGGAACUAAAGGGAAAGGAAGAGCUGCGUAUGGAGCUUUUAAAGCGGCUUAUGGACGCCACUAAGGCCGAAGAUCGCGCCGUGAGGCUGCGAGCCUGUCACAUGCUGCAGAUCGUGGUCAACCGCCUCGAAUACAUCGAGGAGGAGCUCGAGACGCAGCUGAAGGCGACGAUGCUGAAGAGACUUAACGAUAAGCUGACGUCUGUGAGGAUCCAGAGCAUCUACGGGCUCAAGAACCUCCAGAAUCCUGUAGAAGACGAAGAAGACGAAGUUACACAAGAGCUGAGGAAGCUUAUGGUGUCUGACCCGUCCAAGGACGUACGUAAGGCGGCGCUGCUCAACUUGACAGUAUCGAAGAAGCUGUACCAGGACCUAUUGAUCCGUAUCCGCGACGCGAGUGAGGAUGUACGCUACGCCGCGUUCCGCACGAUCGGCAGCUCCAUGCCUCUGGAGGAUAUCCCUAUCAGUGACCGUGCCCAUCUACUGGACCAAGGACUACAAGACCGAGCUGCGCGUGUGCGGAGAGCUUGCGAGCAAAUGGUGCUGAAGAAGUGGUUCCCAGAGUGCGAUUCCUCGCCGGUAUUGCUGCUCAAGGCGCUGGAUAUCGAGCAGUAUCCUGAAAUCGGCUCCAAGGUCUCGCGUCUUCUGUUGAAGCACUUCUCGGAGCAGCCUCGAGCGCUGCUGGAGAAGGAAGGAGUCGUCGAGUUCAACGCGCUGGAUAUGAUGUCUCAGAACAGUGACGCGUUUAAUGCAGAGAGCAUUUUCUUCUGGAGAGAGCAGUGUUAUUACUACCAGAAGAUCGACAAUGACCCAGACAAGGCAGCGGCUCUGGUGCCGAAUGUCUCGGGCUUCAGCAAGAUGCUGGUGGCCACGUGCAAAGCCGAGAGCGACGUGCUCUUUAUCGCGCAGCAGCUGCUGGAAUUCGGCCAUUUACUGGACUUCCAGGACGAGUUUGGACGUCGUAACUUGCUGGAUGCCUUGCAGAAACUACUGCGGGAGAUAGACACGGACAGCCAACUGAUCAAGGGAAUUAUGGAGCUGAUGGCAUUUGUGUACUCUGGCAGCUCGGAGCAGGAGUUUAUCCAGGUCGUGGCUGAAGUCAUCUCGGACAUGUACGACCCCGUAGAGGUAGGGAAUCAAGACGUCUCGGCAUCGCAGCAAGAGGAUUCGGAGGUUCCUUCGUCCCAGCAAGAUACAUCGACUGAGGACGAGACGAUAGGCCUCAGCUUCGGCCCGCAGCUGCGCAAAUUGAGUGAUGAAGACCGUGAAGCCGCCGAAGCCAAGUUCGAAGAGCUGGAAAAGCAUCUCGAGACGCUCGAGUUUGACUCGGAAGAAUACAACAAAGUGCAGGCAGAGAUGGUGGCACUGGAGGCGCUUUUGCAGGACCCGAGAGUGCUGAGUUGGCUGCGAUGUCUCGAGAUCGUCGCCCAGCUGUUGAAACUCACGUCACACAACCUGAGCGACCCUAUUGUGGACGGCAUGAGUCGCUAUAUCCUGCCUGCUAUCGACAGCGACGUGCCGGCGUUGCGUGAAGCUGGACUGGAGAAUCUGGGACUCUUCUGUCUGCUGGACAAGCGUCUUGCCGAGCGGUAUUUGAUCGUCUUCUGGCGAGCGUUGAACAACCCAGAAGAGGAGAGCGAGGUGAAACACACGUGUGUCCAGUCUAUCUUGGACAUGGCAUUCAGCUUCACCAACCUCCAGCCACACAUUUUCGGUACGAAGUUAGCAGAAGACACUGGCGACAACGAAGAAGAGAAAGACGAGCGUGGCAAUGACACCGAGAGUCAAGAAACCAGCAAGGAAGGAGACAAGAGCGAUGAUCGGGAUGGAGAUAACAGCGGAGACAAGGAUAAAGCCGAAGACGAAGAUAUGGAGAAAGAUGACGAAGCGGAGCCUGUUGUGGGCGUCGAGAAGCUGGAUCUGGACACCAUCUUCGUUGGUCUGGGGCAGCUCAUCUCUGUCGAUGACGUGGACCUCCAAAGCACCAUCGUGGAAGGCUUCUGUCGCCUGUUCAUGAUGAACCGCAUCGACAACAUCACUGUGCUGGCCAUCUUGCUCGAGACGUACUUCAGUCCGAAGCUCCAGAAGGUGCAGAAACAGAGUGAACAUGGCUUCCAGUCGCGCUCUCUUCAACUGCUGAGUAUCUUCUUCCCUGCGUUCGUCAUGGCAACGUCAGCAAACUGUAUGCUACUGGAGGAGGCAGCCACUCAUUUGAUCCAGAAGUCGAUGGAGAAACUGCAGAUGGAAAGUGACUCUAUGCUCGACUUGGGCGCGUGUUCCAAGUACGUCAUGCAUCUGCUGAAUCACAACGAACAAGAGGAAGUGGCUGCUAUCCAGACGUCAAGAAAGAAGCGAGCGAAGAAGCCGGAGAGACGACGCUGCGCUCACCAUAACCGGAUCGGAAUCACCAUUUGUCUGGAGAUGCUAGCGCUGGAGAAAGUGGCGGCGAUGGCCUCGAUCCACCAUGACGUUGUAAUUUCGAGGCAGAAGGCUCUUCUCAAGAUGAUCGCGUGGGUGGAAGUGACGCUGGAUGAGCAACGCUCUGCUGCGCUGUUCAAGUACUUGCUGCAAGAGAUCACGACGUCUUGCUUUGACUCUCAGCGGGGAUUGCUGCGAAGUGCAGAGGCGGUGUUGAAGCGCACGUCGGCCAGUUAUUCGGAGCAAAGCACCGAGCAGAGCGAGGACCAGACGACCGCUUUGGAACACGAUCAGUCGUGGGCUCAUGAUCUCGUGAAGGAACGGGAAGAAGUGCUGCAUAAGGUGCUGCUGAAGGCCAGUGCGGACCAUGAGAAGUGGCUGAAGAAACAGGAGCGAGAGAAGAAGGCUCAGCGGAGGAGGAACGCGCGAUAUGUUUCGUCUGGGUCGUCGGAUUCGAGUGACAGUGAGAGCGACGAAGAAGGAGACGAAGAACCGGAUACUGCACCUGCACGUCGUGAGCUUUCAUCGCGUCGUAGUAAGACGGCGGCUGUGAGUCGUAUGCACGAGAAAGAGGGCGAGUUUGAUGCGAGGAUCAAGCAGGCGCUACAGGCUGAUGAUGCGGAUGAGGAGGAUGAAGAAGAGUGGGAUGAUGAGGACAGCGAAAGUGAAAGUGAAGGGGACGACGAGUCUGAUGCUGAAGAGGAGGACGGGGAGGAGGAGGAGGGGGAUGAUGAUGAGUAAACUUUCCGUGAUCAGUUCUUCAUAUUUCGCGUCAACGCGGUAACACUUGUGGAAUCGGCGGCGGUGAGUAAGUUUUGUUCCAAGUUCUGAACAUACAUGUACAGCUCCAUGAGCAACUACACCCUGGCUGCUGUUAUCGUAGCGAUUACCUAAAAUGCUGUCCUUCUUGAAAAUUCGUUUGACUUGGAAUCUGAAAAAAGUGGGGGG
Molecule: messenger RNA, 3798 nt
Organism: Phytophthora nicotianae INRA-310
Lineage: Eukaryota; Oomycota; Peronosporomycetes; Peronosporales; Peronosporaceae
Exons: 4
Coding region: 106-3591 (1161 amino acids)
Biological process (GO): mitotic chromosome condensation
Cellular component (GO): condensed chromosome; condensin complex
Source: RefSeq, a predicted model, not a curated record